Messenger RNA from Fusarium poae, 1014 nucleotides. RefSeq lists its product as uncharacterized. Gene Ontology annotation, cellular component: mitochondrion. The record is from RefSeq and is a predicted model, not a curated record. The coding region runs from base 1 to 1014 and encodes 337 amino acids. Gene Ontology annotation, biological process: pantothenate biosynthetic process. Gene Ontology annotation, molecular function: magnesium ion binding; 3-methyl-2-oxobutanoate hydroxymethyltransferase activity. The transcript is spliced from 2 exons. NCBI's taxonomy places the organism in Eukaryota, Fungi, Ascomycota, Sordariomycetes, Hypocreales, Nectriaceae.
AUGAGGUCUUGCACCUCUCUCCUAUCCCGGGUGUCCGUGUCGUCCCAUCGGCCGGCGAACCGGUGCCUCGGCAGCUCCGUUCGGCCCCUCAUCAUCCGAGGUGUGGCGCAGUCCCGGUAUAGCUCACACUCUCCUAUGGGUGCGCCUCAGGCUGCCCAGCGCAAGAAGGUCACUGUCGGAACCCUUCGUUCCAUGCACCGCAAGGGUGAUCCUAUCACUGUCAUGACAGCUCAUGACUUCCCUAGUGGCCAUGUUGCUGAACAUGCAGGCAUGGAUAUCAUUCUCGUCGGCGAUAGUCUUGCCAUGGUUGCUCUUGGUAUGGAGGACACAAGUGAAGUCGUUAUGGAAGAGAUGCUACUUCACUGCCGGUCAGUUGCAAGAGCCACCAAAUCCGCUUUCACUGUUGGUGACCUGCCCAUGGGUACAUACGAGAUAAGCCCAGACCAGGCUCUUGCGACUGCCAUCCGUUUUAUCAAGGAAGGUCGUGUCCAAAGUGUCAAGCUUGAAGGUGGGAAGGAGAUGGCUCCCACCAUCAAGAAAAUCACCACCGCUGGUAUCCCCGUUCUUGGCCAUAUCGGUUUGACCCCUCAGCGACAAAAUGCUCUUGGUGGCUUCCGUGUUCAGGGCAAGACAAGUAGUGGUGCUAUGAGCAUCCUCGAGGAUGCCCUUGCUCUCCAAGAAGCUGGCUGCUUUGCCAUGGUUGUCGAAGCUGUUCCUGCCGAGGUGGCAGCGCUCAUUACCGAGAAAUUGUCUGUUCCCACGAUCGGUAUCGGUGCUGGCAACGGUACCUCUGGUCAAGUCCUUGUGCAGGUCGAUAUGCUUGGAAACUUCCCUCCUGGAAGGUUCCUCCCCAAGUUUGUCAAGAAGUAUGGUGAUGUAUGGGGCGAGAGUUUGAGAGCCAUCGAGGCGUAUCGAGACGACGUCAAAUCUCGUCAAUACCCUGGCCCUGAGCACACGUACCCAAUUUCAGCAGAGGAGCUCGAGAAUUUUACCAAGGCGGUAAAGGAUUCAUAA